Messenger RNA from Hippopotamus amphibius kiboko, 1324 nucleotides. RefSeq names its product napsin A aspartic peptidase (gene NAPSA). The record is from RefSeq and is a predicted model, not a curated record. Gene Ontology annotation, molecular function: aspartic-type endopeptidase activity. NCBI's taxonomy places the organism in Eukaryota, Metazoa, Chordata, Mammalia, Artiodactyla, Hippopotamidae. Gene Ontology annotation, cellular component: lysosome. The transcript has 9 exons. Gene Ontology annotation, biological process: proteolysis. The coding region runs from base 1 to 1227 and encodes 408 amino acids.
AUGUCUCCACCAGCACCACCACCGCUGCUGCUGCUGCUGCUACCAUUGCUGACUGUGGAGCCCGCUGGGGCCACGCUGAUCCGGAUCCCACUUCACAGAGUCUAUACGGGACUCAGGGCCCUGAACCCACUGAGGGGAUGGGAUAAGCCAGCAGAGCCCCCCAGGUUGGGGGCUCCAUCCCCUGGGGACAAGAACUUCUUCGUGCCUCUCUCCAACUACAUGAACGUCCAGUAUUACGGGAAAAUUGGGCUGGGAACGCCCCCACAAAACUUCUCUGUCAUCUUUGACACUGGCUCCUCCAAUCUCUGGGUCCCAUCUGUGAGAUGCCACUUCUUCAGUCUGCCCUGCUGGCUCCACCACCGCUUCAACCCCAAAGCCUCCAGUUCCUUCCAGCCCAAUGGGACCAAGUUCGCCAUUCAAUAUGGAACUGGGCGCCUAGACGGCAUCCUGAGUGAGGACAAGCUGAGUAUUGGGGGAAUCACAGGUGCAUCGGUGAUUUUUGGGGAGGCUCUGUGGGAGCCCAGCCUGACCUUCACUUUUGCCCACUUCGAUGGGAUAUUGGGCCUCGGUUUUCCUGUUCUAGCUGUGGGAGGAGUUCAGCCCCCACUGGAUAGACUGGUGGACCAGGGACUUCUGGAUAAGCCUGUCUUCUCCUUCUAUCUCAAAAGGGACCCUAACGCAACUGAUGGCGGAGAGCUGGUCCUGGGUGGCUCAGACCCAGCACACUACAUCCCACCUGUCACCUUUGUGCCAGUCACGAUCCCUGCCUACUGGCAGAUCCACAUGGAGGGCGUGAAGGUGGAUACAGGUCUGACUCUUUGUGCCCGGGGCUGUGCUGCCAUUCUGGACACAGGCACGUCUCUCAUCACGGGACCCACUGAGGAGAUCCGGGCCCUGCAGACAGCCAUUGGGGGCAUCCCCCUGCUGAUGGGGGAGUACCUCAUUCAGUGCUCGAAAAUCCCAACGCUCCCCCCAGUCUCCUUCCUCGUUGGGGGGGUCUGGUUUAACCUCACGGCCCAGGACUACGUCAUCCAGAUUGUUCGCGCUGGCGUCCGUCUCUGCUUGUCCGGCUUCCAGGCUCUGGAUGUACCUCCGCCCGCAGGGCCCCUCUGGAUCCUCGGCGAUGUCUUCUUGGGCAGCUACGUGGCCGUCUUCGACCGUGGCGACGGGAAAAGCGGCGCCCGAGUGGGACUAGCGCGCGCUCGAGCUCGCGGAGCAGGACAGUGACCGGAAGGGCUGGCGCAGGCGCAGUUCUCCGAUGAGGCCUUGGUUAAGCGCAUGCGCACCCCCGAUACGCAGUACAAAUCCAUUAUUUGCUUUAAAC